Molecule: messenger RNA, 1347 nt
Organism: Megalops cyprinoides (Indo-Pacific tarpon)
Lineage: Eukaryota; Metazoa; Chordata; Actinopteri; Elopiformes; Megalopidae
Product: vascular endothelial growth factor C-like
Exons: 7
Coding region: 106-1347 (413 amino acids)
Biological process (GO): response to hypoxia; positive regulation of endothelial cell proliferation; vascular endothelial growth factor receptor signaling pathway
Cellular component (GO): membrane
Molecular function (GO): vascular endothelial growth factor receptor 3 binding; growth factor activity; chemoattractant activity
Source: RefSeq, a predicted model, not a curated record
ACUGUGUGUACUGAGCAAAGGGACAGAGGGACCCCUUUGUGAGAAUGCUGCGCCUUGAAGCCGGGCGAGACACAAACUCUGUCCUCCAGGAGGAGAUGGGGGAGAAUGCCCAGGGGCCCCACUGAUGCUCGUGCCUCUCGUCCAGCUUGCCAACACACUAUGCGGAUGUUACCGAUAACUCUAUGGUUUCUCGUCAUUUGGAAUCUCGUUCAUGGGCAUGACGUGGAGCAGGAUUAUCAGGAGGGUGCGGAAGACACAGAGCUACAGCUGGGUGGUGAAGGACAUAGUGGCCUGGGUGCUGUGUCUAGCAUGGAUGACCUCCUGGAGUUCUUCUACCCCCGGUACGGCUUGGUGCAGAGCUGCCUCCGGAAGAGGGCUCAGGGCCCGUCCUCUCACCCCCGCCGCAGUGAGGUCAUCUGGGAGAAUCCCCACGAAGCGGCACUCUACAGAGAUGACGGUGCUAUCCAAGUCAUCAUGGCGGAGAUCGAGCGCACCAUGUGCCGGCCUCGGGAGGUGUGUCUGGACGUGUCCAAGGAGUUUCCAGAGAGCACCAGCCACUUCUACCUCCCCCGCUGCAUCUCUGUGCACCGCUGCGGGGGCUGCUGCAGCCACGAGGCCCUGCACUGCACCAACACCAGCCACAGCCUGGUCAACAAGACUCUGGUGGAGCUGUCCCCAUCUUACAUGGACCACACCGUCAUCAUGGUGACUGUCACCAACCACACCUCCUGCGAGUGCCGGCCCAAGAGACCCCUGCACUCCGUCAUCAGGAGGGCAGCUGACUACCACCACACCCUGUGCUCCCCUCCAGAUGUGCCCUGCAGCCCAGGACUGGAGUGGGACCCCACGAGCUGUCAGUGCGUUCCCGAGGGUGAAGGCUCACACUCGGAUACAGAGCUGGAUGUCCUGGACUCAUCCCUGCUAGCACUGUGUGGUCCCAACAAGGUUCUGGACAAGGAGAGGUGUGAGUGCGUCUGCCCAAAAGGGCUGACGGAGGCUAGCUGCGGGCGGGGGCGUUACCUGGACGAGGCGUCCUGCCGGUGCGUCUGCGGGGGGUCGUCAGGGAGCUGCCCGCCCAAACAGCGCUGGGACCCCGAGCGGUGCAGCUGCGUCUGCCUUGACGACUGCCCCCACGGCCUUCACCUCGAACCCGAGACCUGCCAGUGCCAGUGCCGGGAGAGCCCGCGAACCUGCCUGCUGCAGGGCAAGAGGUUCAACCCGCAGAACUGCAGCUGUUACCGGCUGCCCUGUAGGACUCCAUACAGGAAGUGUAACUCCGGCUUCUACUACAGCCACUACGUCUGUAACUGCAUACCCAAUCAUUUGAGGACAGGCGAGUUGAACUGA